GAGUUACUAUACUGCACGAUACCGAUCCCGAUCUGGCAGGACGGUGGUACCCUAAAGGGAUCGAGAGGGGCCGUUUGUCCCGGUGUUCAGGAUAUAUAGACACAUCAAUAAUGGCUUUGCUAUUUACCAUGAUUUUUUACUUAGAAGUUAAAAAUAGUCAAAAUGACAACAAUGUCUCAACGUGGAGCACCACUUAUUCUGCCGAAAAUUCAGAUUAAGAAGAAAGCUAUCCGUCCCAGCUCGGCGGCUGCAAAGUUACAGACGCACUCUUCGUUUACAUCGGGACUAUUCGAUGAUGUUGCGCGACCCUCUACAAGUUCUAGCCAUCAGGAAAGCAGAGGAAUUCUUGGGCAAAGGCCUCACACUCAGGCUGGUGGACCAAAGCAACAAUGGCAAAAUCGUCUUAGAGAGCAGCCGAGACCCGAAGACACCAUUAAACAUCAUACACGUCGGUUGACUGUUGGGGCAGUUGAUGGAAUUGCCGAGUCUGAAACAAUUGUAAGGCCGGGUGGACAGAUACAAGGAAAUGUUCAGCAGCAACUUAAAAGCAAGAUUGAGGAAAAGAUCAACAUUGACACCCUUGAAACCCUCAAGCAGGCUUUUGCUGCUGCAGACAGGAAUCAUUCUGGGGAGCUGGAACUUGAUGAGUUCAAGAAGCUACUUAAGGCACAACUUCAUCUGCCUCCCAAUAGGGAAAAUCAGAUCGAUGCAUUGUUCAUGAAGAUUGACUGGUCAUCAGAGGGAUCAAUAACCUGGGAUGAGUUUUGCACUUACAUGCAGCUUGAAUAUGCUGAAAAAGAAGAUUCUUACCUAAGAGCCAAGGAGGUGGUUUUUCAGACACCUGCACGCAUUGAGAACAUACCCCAUCGUGACCCCAUCCUUCGCAUCACAGGCACUUCUGAUGGAACGUUUAUUGCCUGCAGUCAUGAGGGGUAUGUAACUUUCUGGUCAUCCAGUGCAGAGCUGAAGAGGACACGUUGUGUUGUGAACACUGAAAGUACAAGCAGGACAAAACCUAAAUGGAUCACAGAUUUUGUCAUCAUGUCGCACUUCAACAAAAUUAUUGUUGGCACAGGGGACAGAGAAAUCCAGUUUUUUGAACUUUCUUCAUUUGAACCCUACUGUCAGAUUAGUGGACUAGACACCGUACCCCUCAAAUUGGACUACAGUUCGACAGGGUAUGAUGAAUGUCUCAUUUUAUAUGGUGAUACACAAGGCUGUGUCAACAUUCUUAUCAUCAAGUCUGCUGGAGAAUGUCUAAGGACAUGGAAAAAGAUGGUGAAACAUGAGGGAUUUAUCGCCAGCAUUGGUCUGGAUGCAGUUGCAAAUGGACCCAAUGUACAAUUUAUUCGGUGGCAAGUCCAUGAUGACUGGGUGCAGCAGAUCAAGUACUACCAUGAGAUUGGACAAGUCAUCUCUUGCUCUAAUAAUCCCAACAAAGCUCUUGUCAUUGGUUGCACAGUUGGCAGCACACAUGUGGAACAACAGCUGAAGGAGCUGCGUGACCUUGGGUGUGCUGAAAAGGCAAGGUCAAAGACGUACUAUGCUUACAACAAUACUAAAACAAGACUGGAGGCUGACCAGGCUGUUUUUAAAGUUUAUAAAGGUGUCAAAUGCUUUGAUUUUUCCAAGGACAAGAACAUCAUUAUCACUGGAGGCAUGGACAGAAUAAUUCGAUUAUGGAACCCUUAUGUCUCACAUAAACCAACUGCUAUGCUGCGUGGUCACAAUGCUCCAAUAUUCUUCCUGCAUAUUGCUGAUCAGGAUGACCGUAUCUACAGCCUCUCUACUGAUCGUUGUUUAAAGGUAUGGGACAUUCAGGACCAAACUUGUCUGCUGACUGUUCGACCAAAGAGCCACAGAAUCCGUGGGGAUCUUCAGGCAGUGCAUUAUUCUCCUGUUUCCAGAGCAAUUGCUGUGGCAACUGACCAGAUGGCUGUCCUGUGCCUGAGGCACAAGUCAUCAACGCAUUUAGACAUUGUGAUGUCCCAUAAAGACCCAGUCACCUGCUGCAAGUACAAUUCCAGCUUUAAGCAGGUUGUCACAUGUUGCAGUGGAUCAGUAGUAAAACUCUGGGACUUGGAGACAGGUGCCCCAAUCUUUGAAUAUGGUGAUGCUCAUGAUGGCAGUGCCAUUACUUGCAUGACAUUUGACAAUACAUUGCGACGCCUCAUUACUGGUGGCAGAGAUGGUGUCCUAAAGAUCUGGAACUACAACAAUGGACACUGCUUGCGCACACUGAAGAAAAAGACAGAGAACACAGAUUUCAACGAACAGGACAGCAGUCAGAAUGAAAUCUGUGAUCUGACAUACGUAGAAAUGAAUAAAAACAGGUAUGUCAUUUCAGUUGGGUGGGACAGACGCAUCAACAUCUAUUAUGAUUCAGUGGCUGAUAGCAAUAUUCAUCAUGUACAGCAUCCAGUCCCUUAUUGGGCAGAUGACGAGCGAGAUGGUCACAAAGAGGAUGUGUUAGCCAUAGCUCACUGCCUGCCAAACCUCCUAGCUACUGCCAGCUAUGAUGGGGAAAUCAUUGUGUGGAAUAUUGUGUCUGGUCACAUAUUUUGUCAUUUGCGACCCCCUUCACCGCCGGGCUAUGAGGACCAAUCCUUGGAUGGAGACCUAGGGAUUAGCAGACUUCUGUUUCUGAAGACCAGAGCAUACAAGAAGGAUGCUGGUUCACUUGUGGCUAGUGGUCCUCGUGGCCACAUCCACAUAUGGAGUGUGUUCCAGGGUGGUCAGCUACUGGCUCAAUUCCCUGGGUCUAAAGUUCCUGGUGCUAGUGUUAGUGCCAUGGUCACCAACAAAGUCAACACAGUGCUGUAUACAGCAGACAGUCUUGGUUUUGUGUAUGUGUGGGAUAUCAGUACUUAUUGUCUGGAGAAGUCAGCUGAUGGUCCGCCCGAAGUGAUAGCAACAUGGCGGGGUCAUGUGGAGCACAUAACAUGCCUUGAACUUGUGGAACAACACAAGGUGCUGCUAAGUAGUUCUGUGGACUGCACUGUCCGCAUAUGGACAUUUGAUGGGCACUACAUAGGAACAUUUGGUCAGCCUGUUCCAUGGGAUGUAUACAACCCUGCCACCUAUCAGCACCCUAUGGUACCAUAUGAUGUCCUGGUAGAUCCUAUGAGCCUGCCUGUGCAUCCAGUAAUUGCCCAGAGAGAGUCAACCCAUGAGGUCAUUCACCUGGACUCCAAGAAAGAUGGGGAAGACAAACGCAUUCCUUCACCACCACCUCAGUAUGGCAGCAAACAACAGUUUUUCAUCAGUGAUGAGCAGAUAUCGGCCAUGUUGAAAGAACGACCCUUUGAUAAGGCCACAGGCAAAAGACUCCGCCAUGAAAAGAACAAAAGUGAAGUGGAGUGGACAGGCCCUAGUGAAUACCAGAUGCUUCACUGUUAUGACCUGCAAGAAACUCCUCAACCCACCCCACCACAGCUGAAGGUCAACAAAGAAGAACCUUUCAAUUUUUACAUUGAUCAAGUGCAAGAACCCUAAAACUGGAAUUCCACAUCUCUAUAUUUUGUUUACAUUCCAGAUGCAGCCACAGAUAAAGCAAGUAAUCUUUGGUAUUUAGUGGGUGCGAUUGGUAGUCUUUUGUUUAUGAUGUAUCAUAAUAGUGAGACUAUUAAACCAGAUAUAGCUUGGUUUCAAGGAGGUAAGUGGGAAAACAAGACCACAGUUAAUAUGUGUUUGUGUGUCCUAAGUUUAUGAACUGGGUUUGUGGUGCAGGGGCGUGAAAUAAGUGGUUUUGGGGAAGUAUCCUAUGCAAAGUAUUCUCAUUUGUUUGCAGUGACUUUGAGUUUGUUUUUCUAAUAUUGAGCAAUGCUUUUAUUAUAUAUACUUCUUACUGGGAGUAUGUGUGUCUAUAAACAUUUCAGCACAAAAUGUGCCUGUGAACAAUCUUGCACUGUGGAAUCUGCUGGUUUGUUAAUAGGUUAAGGUUAUUUUCUAAAAUUGCCCUUCUGUGAGUCCAUAUUCUAAGGAUUUCGCAGAUUGGUCAGAGGUAUUAUAAAUUUCAGUAUUCCAUUGCAUAUUAUUGUUGUCAUGCAAAAAUAUGAUCUUCGUGUGGAUCCAUUACUGUACCUCUCCCAAAUCAUAUCAGUAUAUGUCGUCUAGGUUAAGGUUAUUUUCUAAAAUUGCCCUUCUGUGAGUCCAUAUUCUAAGGAUAUUGCAGAUUGGUCAGAGGUAUUAUAAAUUUCAGUAUUCCAUUGCAUAUUAUUGUUGUCAUGCAAAAAUAUGAUCUUCGUGUGGAUCCAUUACUGUACCUCUCCCAAAUCAUAUCAGUAUAUGUAAUUUUUCAUGUUGACAAAAUGUGAACUGUGAUAAUCCUUUUUAGAUAAGUUGACUUGAAAGUUACUACUGAUACCUUGUUUAUACUCAUAAAAGUGUUUUCUCUAUGCAUUUUUACCAUUGUGCUGAGGAAUGGAUGAAAAUAAUGCACUGCUUGAAAAGCUGAAUAAUAUUGUUCUGUGCUGAUUGUUUUCCGUUCUUGAGCAGUGUAGAUCCAUUUUGCCAGAUUUAUUUAUAAACUGUGUUUUGUGUUGAAACAAAUGCUUGCAUUCUGUGUUGUUCUGAUGAUUUUGUAACGAUCUUCAUCCUAGCAUCUUGUUUGUGUUUAUCCAUGAAAUUUUGCUGAUUUGCUAUUGGCACUGUUUAAUUGCUGUCAUUUUUUGUUUGGCGAGUACUUUUUCUGAUCAAUGUUUCUUCAGUGUUUUGGUUUGUAGUUUUUCUUCAUAUCUGCAUCUUUCUACUGACUGAACUAGUUUUUACUUUCCUUGGGUUUUGAUGACUAAUGGUGAUUGGUGAUAUGUCUACAGCAAAGUACAAUUGGCCCUUUUGAAUCAUCUCUUUAUCUUUAUCUUUUGUAUAUAAAUUGCUGAGACACUGUUAUGCUUCUACCUUUAUUGUUGUCAUUAAUGAAUUCUCACCCAGUUACACAAAAGCACCUUAGCCACUAUUGUGCCGGUCAUCAAAAAAGACAUCCUUUCAGGAAGUUUGAUGUUUUCAUCUCAGUUCCUGCUGUUUUCUGUUAAACACCAGACUGUACGAAGUGCUUGUCAUGACUCCUUGUUGCAGCUUGACACUUGUCUAAUUUCCUGCAUUGAACAGGUUCAAUCUUAUGUCUGUUGUCUAUUUUUUCUUGGAUCUAACAAUCUCAUCCCACAGCCUCAGUCUGCUUACCAUCUUUUCAUGGCACAGAGAAAGGGUUGCUGAAGGUCAUGACAUUUUGGGUUCGCUGGAUAAGGGGCACAUGUUGAUACCUGCAGCUUGUUAGACCAGUCAGCAGCCUUUGUCACGAUUGAUCAUUCAGUCUUGCUUUGCCACCUCGAUCACUUGUGGCUUUUCAGGGUCUUUUUAUGGCAUUUCAGGCUCUGCUUUAGCAUGGUUUUAUUAGGACCCAGGUCAUACUAAUUGAUAGACAUCCCUCAGCAGUUGUGAUUUUGACCUCUGGUCUGUCAUGAUUGGUAUUAAUGUUUUACAUUUUUACACAAAGGCUGUCUUUAUGCACUGGUUCAUUCUUAUGCUGUCUGCAGUGAAUCCUUUAUUGACAACAACUCUAAACUUCUGUCUCAGAUGGUGUAUACCACAUUACAGAAUUUAGAAUUGUAUAUCUACAGUGAAAAGACAGAAGUUCCACAGAUUUGUGAAAAGUGAGUUAUGCCACCUUACUAAAUGCCUACAUCUGAGUGGGUUUGAUAGACCUUCCAUUUUUUUCUUGAGCUAAGAACCUUGAUUUCGCUGUGAUAUCUGAUACAGUUUGAAAUGAGUUUGCAGAACUGCAUAUUUUGCACUACACAAUGUUACAGUAUCAGCCCAAAUCCUUGUCUGUCUUUAUCUCAACUUGAUGUUGUAAUGCUCUCUUAUCCAGCUGUCUUCUGUAGCUCCAACUACUACAAAACUAUGCAGAACCCAUGCUUCAAGUACACAAACAAGAUCCUGCAAAACUCCUCUGUAUUUUUCACUGGGUUCCUGUUCAGGCUUGUAUAGAAUAAAAACUUGGAGUCAACUUGCAAAGUUGGCUCUUUGGAGGCAAAGAGGUACCUCCCAGACCUCCUAACUCAUUACACUACAAAAAGCCAUCUUUGUACUUUUGCUGAUACUCACCUCCUUUACAUUCCCAGAUUCAGGGCAAAAAAUCUGUUGUGAAUGCUUAUUUGCUUCUUAGCAUCAACUUGAUCGAACUCCUUUCCUUAUGGCAGGUGUGGGAAGCAUCAUUUGAUCCAGCCUGCCAAGGCGAUCGCAGAUUUCAGUAAAUCUAUAAGCUUUUUUUCAUAGCAACAUAAAUGCAUAUUAAGCGAAUAACUUAACAAAUUUUGAGGGCUAGCAAGGAAUGUCCAUGAUAGUUUGGGAUAGACAGAACACAUACAAAUGCAUGACAGGACAGACACGUAUUCUUCUCAUCGGUUGCCUACGGCCUAUAUGGAUGAUUUUAGAGACUUACACAUUCAUGUGACCUUUACCCCAGGCUGAGGGUAGACCACUUUCAGUUUGAUGCUGGCUGUUUAUAUGCAUACGACCACGUUGGCUCAUUCAAUAAAGAUAAUAAUAAAUGAUUAACAUUGCUGUGCACCUUAGUGUACAGUUUAGGCCUGCAAGAGUUCAACAUUAUUCUUUCAUGGAUUUCCAAAUGAUGAGCAAAUGAAAUAUCUUCAGCUGGUAAUAAUUCAUUUGAGUUCAUGAAUGUAUCGGUGCAUGUGGAAGCAAGUCUGGAUGCAUAGUAUGUGUGUAGAAAAUUUGUAAAUGCCAUGAACUCCCCAUCAGGAGGAGGUGUGUACUAAAUAACCAUGAUUAUUAUUAUUAAUGUGCUUUCACUGCACAAACACACAUAGCAAAUUCUGCAUUUUGUUAUUAUACACUCUAUUUCCUAUUGGAACUUUUAAAUUAUAAGCAUGUAUUUUACUGACUCCAAACAGUUGCUUCAUGAUGCUUUUCAUAGUGGCAGAGCAUAGUUUUCGUGCACCCAAUUACAAAAAGGUGGAUUGCAGUGACUCAGAGGACAGCAGUGCUUGGCAGGCUGAAAUUGUUUACAUUGCAAGUAGAUAAUUUUGUACGGUCUGUGAAUAUAUAAAUAUCAAACUGGCCCUUGGAGGGAAAAAGGUUCACCACCCAUGCUUUAUGGGAUAUGCUAUCAGCAGACAAUAGUCUUUGAAAAGUACAGUUAAAACACACUUGAUCAAGAAACAUGUUCCUUGCCACACAUUUCAAUCUGGCUAUUGUUCCAUAUCAUCUGUAGCUUUCAUUUUUUUUAAUUUAUUGUACAAUUUCUACCAUUCUUAUUGUUCAUAUACUUGACUAGUGCUCAGGGUAUCUUGUGGUAGAGAUACAGAUCUACAUUUAUUAUCAUCUCAAGCAAAUGAAAUAUGCAAUUUUUUCAGAUAAUAUUAAAGUUUAACAUCAGUGUCAGUACUGGUGGGAAAAAACUCAAAAUGAAUAAAAAGAUGCUCAAGAAGUAGAUAUGACAUGAAUUAAAAGCUGAAAAUCUC
Pomacea canaliculata is the source of this 7484-nucleotide messenger RNA. Its product is annotated as WD repeat-containing protein on Y chromosome-like. The record is from RefSeq and is a predicted model, not a curated record. Gene Ontology annotation, molecular function: calcium ion binding; protein binding. Lineage: Eukaryota; Metazoa; Mollusca; Gastropoda; Architaenioglossa; Ampullariidae.